CUUUGUGUUUGAAGACAUUGCAAGAACCACCACAACUCGCGGCGGCGGUGUGAUUAUGUCCAACAUCUACGUGACAGAGCCCAACACGGAGGGAAAGGUGCUGAUGCGGACAUCAUUUGGCGAGCUGGACGUCGAGUUCUGGCCGCAACAAGCGCCCCGCGCAUGCCGCAACUUCUUUCAACUGGCCAUGGAAAAGUACUACGACAACACGUUGUUCCAUCGGUUGAUCUCGGGGUUCAUGAUCCAAGGAGGCGAUCCCACCGGCACAGGCGACGGUGGCGAGUCGGCAUUUGGCGAACCCUUUGCCGACGAGUUCCAUUCCCGGCUCCGGUUCAACCAUCGCGGGUUGCUGGCGAUGGCGAAUUCCAACAAGAGCAACACGAACAAGAGCCAAUUCUUCUUCACGCUGGACGCAUGCGACUUCCUCACGAAGAAGCACACGAUCUUUGGCAAGGUCACGGGCAACACCAUCUUCAACCUGCUCACGGUGAACGACAUGGAAACGAGUCCAGACGAGCGGCCCGUCGAGCCCAUCAAGCUGUUGAGCAUUGAGAUCCUAUGGAAUCCCUUUGAAGACAUCGUCCCUCGCGCCAUCAAAGGAUCUGCAAGUUCCAAAGCAACUACGGCAGCAAUGGACAAGAAGAAGAGACGGAAAGGCACGAAAGAUCUCAAGUUGCUCUCGUUUGGCGACGAAGCCGACGAAGAGUUCGUCCAACAGCCCGUGAAAAAGAUCAAAGGUGGGUUAAGCAGCCACGACGUGCUGCGGGAUCCAAAGUUGAGCCAACGCGUGGACGAGUCCCUCCAGACCAAAGUCGCGUCGAUGCCCGUGCACGUUGACCCAAUCAGCGACGGUGACGACAAUGGUGACGACAUUGGUGACGAUGACGUGGCAGCGGCGUCGUUGAGUACGUUGAAAGCGCGCAUUUCCGACAAGCUCAAGAAAAAGUCGGCGCUUGUGCACACGACGGCAAAGCCCAAACUGCACGACGCCCAUGCGGACCACGAGAAGGAUGCGAGUGACGUAGAUCACGACGGAAAAAAGAAGAAAAAGAGCAAAAAAGAAUCCAAAAAAGUUCAAAAAGACGAAUACACACUGCUCAAGGAACAUUUGAAGAAGACGCACAAAGCCGCGGCGAUGCUCAAAGGCGACAAGCUCAAGGCGGCCGAGGCGGAGAAAGCGUACCAGGAGAUGCUCACGCCGCUGCAGCUUCGCCGCCAAAAGUACCUCGCGAACAAAAAAUCGUCGGCUGGGGACCGCCAAAAGCAAACGCUGUCGCGGCUCGAGUCGUUCAAGUCGACGCUGUCGCAGGUGCUGGAGACAAAGAAGAAAAAACACGAAAAUACUUCGACUGAAAACGACACGGAAGUGUACCAUGGCCAAGUGAUGGCCGACGGAAGCGACGACGACGACGACGAGAUUCACAAGGAUCCGUCGUGGAUGACCAAAGAACUUAAGUUCAAAAAGCACAUUGACGACCAAUAUCGCAUGGGCUACGACCCCACCGCCGAUAACUAUAUGACGAUUGACACCAAGAAAGGGGGGCACUAACAGUAAAGCGAGGGAAGAACACGACUGACGUAUCCACUGAUCCAAGUGUACUACUAGCUAGUUAUGGCCUAGCGAAACUUGACCAACAUGACUCUGUUAUUGCCAAGGUUAAAUAAUAUAUUCAUUCAGUAGGUC
Molecule: messenger RNA, 1684 nt
Organism: Aphanomyces astaci
Lineage: Eukaryota; Oomycota; Saprolegniomycetes; Saprolegniales; Verrucalvaceae
Exons: 9
Coding region: 56-1549 (497 amino acids)
Biological process (GO): protein peptidyl-prolyl isomerization; protein folding
Cellular component (GO): catalytic step 2 spliceosome
Molecular function (GO): peptidyl-prolyl cis-trans isomerase activity
Source: RefSeq, a predicted model, not a curated record